AGUCAUUUAAGGUAAAAUGAAUAUAUGAUUGUAUAUCUGCCAUUAAAAGCUUGUGUUUUACAUUCAUUUAGAGAACUUGAUUUUCAGCGCAUUAUUACAUUGGUUGUUCUUUGGCACUUCCGGUUUCAUUUCACAUUUGCAAUUUUACUCCACAAAUUAUGCCACCCAAACGUAAACAAGUGGCCGUAAAGGGUGAAACGACAAAACGACAGAAAGUAAGCAGUAAAAAAGAUGAAGCAUCUGCAAAACGGAAACCAACUAAACAAAAGAAACCAGUUGUCACCUCUAAAAAAUUAGACAAAGCAUCUGCAAAACGGAAACAGACCAAACAAAAGACAUCAGUUGUCACUUCUAAAAAAUUAGACACGGGUGCUGAUUCUAGUUUUUCCCUGAGUGACCUUAUCUCAAAUGAAAAGUGGAAAAUUGCAUUAUCAGAAGAACUGGAGAAAGAUAAUACGAAAGACAUCCAAGCUAAGCUUUCAGAUCAUUAUAAAAAGGGAGACAGCGUAUUUCCGCCUAAAGAUCUUAUAUUUAAUGCUCUCAACAUGACUCCUCUGGAUCAGAUUAAAGUUGUGAUUCUAGGACAGGAUCCAUACCAUGAUGAUGGACAGGCAAUGGGGCUCUCCUUCUCAGUACCAAAGGGGGUAAAAGUUCCGCCAUCGCUAGUUAAUAUUUACAAAGAGUUGGAAAAGGAUCCAGACAUCAAAGGAUUCAAAACCCCGGAUCAUGGAUGCUUAGAAAGCUGGGCAAGGAAUGGUGUCUUAUUGUUAAAUGCUACACUUACUGUAAGUGCUCAUCAGCCUAACUCUCAUGCUAAAUAUGGCUGGCAGAAAUUGACUGAUGCCAUCAUCCAGCUGGUCAGUGAGGAGUGCUCGGGGGUCGUCUUCAUUUUGUGGGGAGGAUUCGCACACAAGAAAGAGAAACUGAUCAACCAGAAGAAACACGCUGUGAUCAAAACCGCCCAUCCUUCACCCCUCUCCUUUGGAAAGUUCAUCAAUUGUCAGUGUUUCUCAAAGACUAACAAAGAAUUAAAGAAAUUCAAGAAAGAUCCUGUUGACUGGAACCUUUAAUAAUUCUUAGAGAAUUUAGAAAGACUCAUUUUUCAAUACUUUGUGAUUGAUGAUAGAAUAUACAGUAAAACUUGGUUAUAAAGAACUCACUUAUAAGGUAUCUUGGUUAUAAGGAAAUUUUUAUGCACCCUGUGGAAGACUUAUACUAAUUUGUGUACAGUCAGAUAUAGGGAAUCUCGGUUAUAUAAGGUUUGAAGAAAACAUCGAGAUCUGAGCAAUUUCUUUAUAAUAACCAGAUUUUACUGUACCUUGCAUACAUAUCUACAAUGUUAAUGACUGUGAUUUCUAAAUUUUACAUUGUUGUAGUCUUUUUAUGAAUUUUUAAAGUCACUAUACUUUAAUGAAGUAUUUUAAUUUUUAUACAAUUUCUUAUAACCUGUAGAUAAUUUAGAGUAAUUUCUAUUUUUUUUUUUUUUUUUUUACAUUUUUUAUUUUACCAUCAUGUUAAUUCUUUAGUGUACUACAAAUAGUUUGUAAUAAAAAAUUGUCUCUUU
This is a messenger RNA of Saccostrea cuccullata (small rock oyster), 1564 nucleotides long. Its product is annotated as uracil-DNA glycosylase-like. Gene Ontology annotation, biological process: base-excision repair; base-excision repair, AP site formation via deaminated base removal. The record is from RefSeq and is a predicted model, not a curated record. NCBI's taxonomy places the organism in Eukaryota, Metazoa, Mollusca, Bivalvia, Ostreida, Ostreidae. Gene Ontology annotation, molecular function: uracil DNA N-glycosylase activity. Gene Ontology annotation, cellular component: nucleus; mitochondrion. The coding region runs from base 159 to 1070 and encodes 303 amino acids. The transcript has 5 exons.